UUAGCGCGCGAGAAUUUCUGCAGUUAUCGUCCGUUUUCCGUACAUGUAAGUACCAUCGGAGAAACUGGGCACUACAUCUUCAAGUAAACGAUACCCAUCUGUCCCUCCUAUCUGGUGUCCAUCUUUGAAAUUCAGAAUGGCAGCUUGACACUUUCAAAUUGUCGUACUUCUUCAUUUCUGUUGAGCCCCAGCCACAUGAAAAAUGCAAAGGCGAAUAGUUAAGAGUGAAAGUCCUAUCGUUGAAGAUUCUUUUCAGAGGAAGCAGAUGACAAGAAGAUCUCAUGCGGCCUUCACAUGGGUUUUUGUCAACGUGAUUUUGGCGGCAACUUUCUUUGCGGAGCUGAUGUUUGGUUCUGUUGCUGAAUACUUUCAGAUUCAACACCCUCUGCUCUGGUUUGCUGUUUGUAGUCUUGCAAUCUGGUUCACAUUUUGCUUCAUUGUGGAUCUGUACCAUUACACGAGGCCUGUUUUGGGACAAAACAGUGUUGUGCUCUCACCAGAACAAAGGAAGUUACUUGGCAUCCGUCCAACAGACUCAGGAUUCAAGCUGGCUCCACUCCAUACCCCAACAAGUCAAGGAACUGCAUCUCCCACCAUCAUCACAACGUCGUCAUCACCAGUUGUGGGUGUGUCCACUACAAUCACUGGCACACCCCCACGGAUCCAUGGAACACCACCCAGGUCCAACAGCAGCUCUCCUGCAAGAUCUCCAUUAACUGGUACACCAUCAUUUUACAAUGAGACAGUUGCAAGCAGUCCUGAUUCAAGGUCUAGACAUUCAUCUCCUGGCAGGUCUCCAUUUCCAUCCAGUGACUACAUGACAGAUCUCAACUCACUUGAUCAGUAUUUCAGAGAACAAGAGCAAGAAGAGCAUAGAUUACAAAGAGUUGCUUCACCUGAUGCACUCUCAUCAGGCAGAGGACAGCCUUACUGGUCAGGCUACAGAUACGACUUCACUCCUCCACUGAAUGUAUACAGAAUUGCUCGAAGGUCUCCUGAUCUGACUUCUUCACGAGAUGAUGAUGACUCAGGUUACAACAGUACAAAAGCUGAUGAGAUCUGGACAAAAUUUGCUGUAACAAGGACAAAUCUUGACCAUUGGACUGAAAACUGCAGAAAGUGGCUUUGUCAAACAAUCUUGGUGCGACUUGUGGAGCAGAUUGAUGCAGUGAACGAGACCCUUUGCAGAAUUGGUUGCUCAGAGCUUCAAGUAGGGGCCAUCAGUCUUAGCGCUGUGCGACAAGUAGCUGUCACAAAAGCCGACCAGGCUCCCACCCUGCGAGCCAUUAUUCCUUACCUUGAAGCUUCUAAUAACCAGGAGUAUCUUGUACAACGCCUCUCAGAGCUGGCUCAGGGUGGCUGUAUGGGAUUAUACAGAUGGAAUUCUGGCGGACAGUACAGAGGGAAGUUAUGGGAACAAGAUCUUUUAGCCGAUUCACAGUUGCUGCUCCACAUGUUCUGUACAUAUAUGGAUUCUCGUCUACCCGCUGACCCAACAUUCCCGGAUGGAAGGACAUUCACUGGGCGUCAUUUCCUAAAGACCCCGGAUAAACCAGACGUUCGUAAGAGUGACUUGUGUAUUUACCAGUCUCGCCUUCAUCCGCCGCACUUUAAGGUUAUUAUUGAAGAUGAAGUCUAUGACAUGCCAAAGGGACAAAACAACCUGUUUCACACCAUCAUUUUCUUCCUUCAUCACGUGAAAACCAAGCAGUAUGGAAUGUUGGGGCGGGUCAACUUAGGAAUGUCUGGUGUGAAUAUUCUCUGCAUUCUGAACAAGAAAUGAAACUCCCCGCUUCUGCUAACUACUCCAAACUGUCAAACGAGAAAGAAAGACCGUUAUCCAACAAGAGCUGUCACGUGAGUAGUACGUGAGUUACACGUGACAUGAUUGCUAUGAAAAGAUGAAGUGAGAUGCCUGUAUCCUUGUCCAGCCGCAGUUUUCGUCCUGGUCAUGCGAUUGCGGUCUCCUGACGUGAUACAAAACAUGGGCAGUGUAUUUUCCAGCUGACGCUGACGGACUUUCUCGCGUGUUAAAUGUGGGUAAAGAGAAAAGAACAGCAGAUUCAAACAUUAUUUGUUUAUGUACGGAUAAUUUACCCAGACAAAAUAUUAUAUAUAAGAGAACUGUAUUUCGUUGUGGAAUCGUGUACACACUGAACAUUGUUGGAGCAUCUUAGUCAGUAUGUCAGCCAGAAUUGUCGAGUUCUUCUAAUUCAAGAAUAAUCUGUUUUUCUGAGAUUAUUUGUUAAGACCAUCCACGUCAGAUUUUAAUUUUCGUUGUAGUUUUUAAUGCUUCAAUUUUUCCAAGUUUUCUUUGCCAUGCUUUCUGUAAACAGUCAGGGUUUAAGGAGGCUUUUUUGCUUGUCGUCCCCAGUAGUUCGAACUUUUUUAUUAGGUCACUAAGAACUAAAUAAAUGACUCAAACAGUGACCCGAACAAUAACUGCUGCAGGUUUCCGGAAUCAUUUAAAUAGGGGUCUGGAAGUUACAACGACGACGCAAAGCCAUUGCAAAGAACGUGGGAGAAUGUUCGGAGUACUCAUGAGUACUCGGUCUUGUUUCUGAUUGGUUAACGGUAAUUGAAAACCCUCCGAAAGCUUGACGGAGAUUUGUGUAAACAGCUUUUGUAUCCCGACUGUUGAAAGUUUUCAGUUAUAAAGUCAUGCAAGUUUUAUUUUACGAGAAAAUCUUUUCUGUAACAUCUUUUUUUUUUCAAAACCAAGGCAAUAAAAUUUCCUUUUCAAAGUUUCA
Orbicella faveolata is the source of this 2750-nucleotide messenger RNA. RefSeq names its product transmembrane protein 209-like. NCBI's taxonomy places the organism in Eukaryota, Metazoa, Cnidaria, Anthozoa, Scleractinia, Merulinidae. Gene Ontology annotation, cellular component: membrane. The record is from RefSeq and is a predicted model, not a curated record.